Messenger RNA from Bipolaris zeicola 26-R-13, 1590 nucleotides. RefSeq lists its product as uncharacterized. Lineage: Eukaryota; Fungi; Ascomycota; Dothideomycetes; Pleosporales; Pleosporaceae. Gene Ontology annotation, cellular component: nucleolus. The record is from RefSeq and is a predicted model, not a curated record. Gene Ontology annotation, biological process: ribosomal large subunit biogenesis; ribosomal small subunit biogenesis. The transcript has 3 exons. Bases 1 to 1590 code for a protein of 529 amino acids. Gene Ontology annotation, molecular function: DNA binding; RNA binding.
AUGGGGGACAAUCUCGAGGAGCGAUUGAAGAGCCACGCGCGGGCAUUCGAAGGGCUCAUGUCCUUGAUACCCGCAAAGGAAUACUACGGAAAGGACGAGAGUAUCACCAGCACGCAAUGGCAAAAGAGAGGAAAGAAGCAAACCCUCGAAGAACGACAGGCUGCCAAGCGUGCGAAGCUGGAUCCUGCCUCCCACAAAAGCGCCAAAGAUGUCAUGGAUGAGAACGCGCUGAAGCGGAAACGUGAGUUGGAGGGUGAUGCCGACACGGAGGUUUCCGAGGCCGAGUCGUCCGAUCUUGACAUGGACAUCACAAAGGAGAGGCCCCUAGAGGGAAUCAAAAGCAAAGCAAAGAAGCAGAAAACUCAGCCUGUCGAGUCAGAAGAUAACAACGACGAGACUGCCGAGACACGGGCCUUGUCAAAAUCUGAAGCCAAAGCUGCGGCUAAGGCAGAGAAGCGGAGAGAGAAGAGAAAGGAGAAGCAGGAGAAGAACAAGCAGAAGUUGGAGGCAAAGAAGAACAAAAAAACAGCGUUCGAAGGCCUCGUCGCCACCAAAGAGGCCAAGGAGGACCAGGACCACGACGACGCCGAGGAAGAAGAGGAUGAUGACAACGCGGCUGCUGACGACUUUGAAAAUGAAGACGACGAAAUCGAAGCACUGGACGUCAGCGGUCUUGUCGAAGAGGGUCAGUCUACAGCUCCAUCCACUGCUGCCAAUUCCAACUCCUCCACUGCUUCUGUCGCCUCGGCCAGCUCAUCAGCAUCGUCGAUACCCCAAUCAACUGAAGAGGCGUCGCAAAAGAAAGCCAAGAAGCCUUACACCAUUGAUCCAAAAAGUCAUGAAAACUUCCGCGCGCGAUUGAAUGCAAAGCUAGAAGCCAUGCGCGCGGCACGGAAGGCUGACGGUCCGGACGGACGGCCUGCCCGGAACCGAGCGGAGCUCAUUGAAGCACGGCGGAAGAAGGAGGCCGAGCGAAAAGCUGCUAAGAAAGCUCUUCGUCAAGAAGCAAAGGAUGAUGAAGCUCGCCGGCAAGCAGAAGAACAAUUAGCACGCAUAAGAGGCGGCUCGGGCUCCCCUUCUAUCUUCCCGGCCAGAUCACCAGAGGUUGAACGUAACUUCAAUUUCGGCAAUGUUGCUUGGGACGGGCAACACCUGGACCCAAAUCUUUCUGGAUUCUUGCAGUCAAGAAAAAAGAAGGGCAAGUCAGACAGCAAGACAGCCCUUGAAGCUGCACAGAAGAAGCAAGCCCGUAUUAAUGCGCUUGAUGAGGAUAAGCGUAAGGACAUCCAAGAGAAGGAGCUAUGGCUCGCUGCAAAGAAGAGAGCACAAGGAGAAAAGGUAUUCGACGAUGUAGGCCUUCUCAAGAAGAGUCUGAAGCGCCAGCAAAAACAAAAGGAUAAGAGUACGCAGGAAUGGAAAGAAAGGAUUACCAAUGUGGAGCAAGGCAAGGCGGCGAAGCAGAAGAAGCGUGAGGAGAACCUCAAGAAGCGUAGGGAGGAGAAGGGACAGAAGAAGGGGAAAAAGAAGGUCAAGAAGCCUGGCAAGAAAGUCAAGCGGCCAGGCUUUGAGGGCACCAUGAAGGCACGAUAG